Caretta caretta (loggerhead turtle) is the source of this 5068-nucleotide messenger RNA. NCBI's taxonomy places the organism in Eukaryota, Metazoa, Chordata, Testudines, Cheloniidae. The record is from RefSeq and is a predicted model, not a curated record.
GGCAAGCGCUGGGAGGGAGGGGGAAGGAGCGGGGACAAGGUGCGCGCUCAGGGGAGGAGGUGGAGAGGUGGGGGGGCACCCACUAAUUUUUCCCCACGGGUGCUCCAGCCCCGGAGCACCCACGGAGAUGGCACCUAUGAUAACAGUCUCCAUGUAUGUAAAAGAUUGUUAUAAAGCGGAGGGUGAAGAAUUUUUCUCCUUAUCUACCGAGGACGGGACAAGAAGCAAUGGGCUUAAAUUGCAGUAAGGGCGGUUUAGGUUGGGGCAUCAGGAAAAACUUCUUUUCCGACAGGGUGGUGAAGCACUGGAACAAAUUGCCUAGGGAGGUUGUGGAAUCUCCGUCACUGGGGGUUUUUAAGAACCGGUUAGACCAGUGAUAAUCAAACCUCAGAGUCACAGUAGUGUGAAUUCCGUGGUUCAUUUACUAUUUAUAUAUACUGUAUAUGAUUCUCACAGCAAAAUGACUGACUCGGUGUUAUUAUUUUAUCAACUACAAUUGGGUAAUAACAUAGUAAAAGCCCCCUGAUUGGUUAAGAACUUAGAUUGGUUAAUAAUUAAAUCACACAGUGUUUUGAUAUCACAUGCUGCAAAGAGCCACCGGAGACUCAUUAAAGAGCCACCUGCAGCUUGCGAGCCUCAGUCUGAGUAUGACUGGGUUAGACAAACACCUGUCAGGGAUGGUCUAGGUGAUACUUAGUCCUGCCUCAGUGCAGGGGACAGGACUAGAUGAUCAGUCGAGGACCCUUCCAGUCCUACAUUUCUAAGAUUCUGUAUUUCUCCAAGUAUCUACCAAGGUGAAUCCAUUUUACAGAGAGGGAAGCUGAGGCUAAGUGACUUGCCCACGGUCAUGCACUGGGGCAGUGGCUGGGUAUAAAAUCCAGGCGUUUCUAAUUGCCAGCCUCUGCAAGAACCAGUAGGACAUGCUCCCGGAUGACAUGCAGUCAUCAAGGCUGGUGUUUGCUUUAAUAUUUAGAGUGAGGAUGUGAUGUUUAGCCACACUCUGUUAGUAAUAAUACUUUGUACUUUUACAACACAUUUCCUGUAAGGAUCUUAAAGCACUUUACAGACUUAAACUCUCAUGAUUCCCCUGCGAUGAGCUGGUAGGCCAGCUAUACUUAUUCCCAUUUUACAGGUGAGGAAACUGAGACACAGAAUGUCAGUGGUGAGCAUGUGUUACAGGUGCCGGAUCUGCAGAGGCUACCUGUGACAGCCCCUGCUCGGGGACCUUGCUUCUUUAGCUCAAGUUGUAGCUGCACAAGACCUCCUUUUGGUUCCAGGCACGUCAGCCAAGAUAGCAGGUGUUGUGUAAGUGACUCGGCCACGAUCAGAUGAGGACUCUGAUGGAAGAUGGAGCUCCUGGCACCCAGUCCUGCCCUCUGCCCACUAGGGCACGCUCCCUCACUGGCCAGGGCUGAGUGCGCAGCGAGAUGGUGGAACUCACUGCCACAGGAUGCGUCUGAGGCCAAAACCUCGGCAAGACCCCAAAGGGGUUUGGAUGUGUUUGGUGGACAACAGGAAUGUCUGGAGUUAGACGAGUUAAUGCUCUUCUGGAAGGGCUGUUAAAGUGCGUGCUUCAGGGCUUGAGCCAGCCUCUAACUCCUGGGGUUAGGAGGGUUCCUUCACCGCGCUCUGAAGCCGCGGGUGCUGGUCUCUCUCCAAGGUUGGCCUAGGUGGUUUCUGAUCGAGCCUGGCAGUUCCUGUGCCCCUGAGGGAGCGGCGGUGGUGAAGGCGAGCGGACAGGAAGGCCUGGCAGAGCUGUCAGCAGAGGGGGAAUCCAGGCUGAGGUGGUGGUGGCAGAUGUCUGGACGUGGGCAAUCUGGGAGCAGCUGGGCAGUGACUGCGUUUGCCCCUUUCAGGCCUGGACAAGGUGCUGCAGCAGUAUCCCUUUGAGACGUGGUCCCUGACCGGGAACGAUUUGCUGCAGCUGUCCUAUCGGCGCUUGGAGGAGCUGGGCCUGAGGCGUGUCGGCCAUCAGGAGCUCAUUCUGGAAGCUGUGGAGCAGCUGUGCAUGCUGAACUACGAGCUGGAGACCACCAGCCUGGGGACGCUGACGGAGAAGCUGCAGCAAGUCGCUUGGACCACCCAGACCCUCAUCCUGAGCCGCAGGAAGGUGACCGCGUAUGAUGGCGAGGCCAUCGAGACGCCCUCCCCGGACCUCCUGGCCUGCAUUGCUGAGCUGAUCACGGCGGCCAAGGGGCUCUUCACCUGGCUCAGCAGGUAUCUCUUCUCUCACCUGAAUGAUUACUCAGCCAGCCGGGACAUUGUCUCGCUUUGCAGAGAACUGGCCCAGAUCCUGCAGAAGGACUGCGGAGUGUCUGAGAGAGAGAACCGGAUCCUGCUGAUUUGCAGGCACCUUGCGGGGAUCUGUGAGAACAUCUCGAGCUGCAGCCCGGCAGCCCUGCUGAACCAGACUGCCAUCUUGGAGAGCGUCGACCUCGUGCCCACCGAGCCAGAGGACAGUCUGGGCAUCGAGAUCAAAUCCACUAACUCCUGCCUCCACUUCAUAGUGGGAACCGCCACUAAGUCUCCAGCUGACGACUGCAGCCAGAUCCUGCCGGGGGAUGAGAUCGUUCAAGUCAACGGGCAGGUGGUGGUGGGUUGGACUCGAGUGAAUCUGGUAAAGAAAAUACUCGAAAAGCCAAACCAGGUGACGUUGGUGCUGAAGAAGAUUCCACUAACCUCUGUGGGGUCCCCGUGUUCCCCCAGGUCUCCGUGCCAUCAGGCACCUGGCAGCUUCUUGGGUGCUGCAGAAUCUCCUGGCUUGGAAAGCAAUGACUCUCCAGUAAGCUUGGUCUCCCUGCCUUCCAGCGUGAUCGCCGGGUUGGAAUCGGGGCUGGACUCUGCGCUGGAUCUCGCCACUGACGAAGAGGAGGAGUUUGUCUCAAGCCACCCCAGAGAGGAGACCAGGGACUUCCUACGGCAACUCCCCGCUGAAGGUGGUUCAGCAGCCCCUACGUUGGAGAUCCAAGCUUUGGGGGCAGGAUUUGAAGGGCGCAGCUCCCCCGUUGCUGUCGCUCCAGCCAGACCCAGCACCUUGGAACUCGGAUCUAAGGAGUCCCCAGAGAACGGAAUUGGGAGCAGAAGUCGGGGACCAGAAUCUCCCGCUCUUCCAAACAAGAGCAGCACCAAGAGUUGCUCCAGGCAGAAAGGAGUGGCUACCAGGCUGAGCCGCCGGCGGGUGUCCUGUCGGGAGCUGGGCAAGGUGGACUGCGACGGCUGGCUCCUGAAGAAGAAAGACCACGUGGGAUUCAUGUCCCAGAAAUGGAAACGCUGCUGGUUUGUGCUGAAGGGCCACAUUCUCUACUGGUACAACCAGCCCAGUGACGAGAAAGCCGUGGGCCUGAUCAACGUGUCGACCUACGACCUGGAAAGCACCCGGGAGCAGAAGAAGAAAUAUGUCUUCCAGCUCUGCCAUGAGAAGUACAAACCUUUCGUCUUCGCAGCAGAGACUCUGGCUGAUCUGAGCAUGUGGGUGAGUGGUUUGAUCACCGCAAAAACCAAAUACAAGCUGGCCCAGGAAUCGCUCCCGCAUAGAGAAGAAGACUGCUACAGUGAGACGGAAGCUGAGGAUCUUGACGACGACUCUCCCAAGCCUGGCUCUGAUCUGCUGCCAAGGAGAAGGGAGCUGCUCACCACGCUGGAGAGAGCCCAUCCCAGUGCUGCAAUGGGGAGCCCUGACUCCACCGGCCCAGUGGGGAGCCCCGUCCCUGGCAGUGGCAGGCCCUGCUCGCCCCUGGACUCCCCUGGCGAAGAACUGGAGUCCCUAAUUAAGUGUCUGAAGCAAGGCGGGGUGUCUCUCAUCGGCACGUGCCAGCUCGUGACCCACGAGCAGUACCGCAAAUCCUUCAUCAAGCGCAACAAAAACCCCCAGAUCAACGAGAGGGUUCACCUGGUCCGGGCCCUGCAAAGCACGCUCAAAGCGAAGUUGGCUGAGCUCCAGAUCCUCAAUCAGCUCCUGAACGACUCGGAACUGACCUCAGAGAAAUUCAGACACUGGAAAGAAGAGCAUCAGGAGUUAUACCAGGAAAUCCACCAGUGGUGGGUGCACCAGCCAGGCCAGGCUGAAGGUCUAGAAGCAGAACUUGGUGCUGAAUCCAGUCCACAGGAAGCUGCCGGUGCGAGGCCGUAACACAUGGAAACAAGGCAGAUCCCGGGCAAUAACGUUCCCUUCAUGAACCUCACUGCAGGGAAUAACACGUCCUCCUCUCAUUCCAGAGAGAGAGUCCUGUCAUCUCUGUCCCAUGAAGAAACAUGGUGCUCUGAGAGCAAGGAGGAAUGCUGCUUGCUCACAACACGCAGUGCGUCAAUGUAACUGGAAAGUGGGAUGCAUUUUAAAGACCCCGUUUAAGACACCUUAGAGCAGGAUUUUAUGUAGGGAACCACUUUUGACAAAGCCUUGUAAUUCCGAGGACUGAGGGAGGAAUUCUCGGAAUGGAUCCUCGGUUGGGUCUAAAGAGAAUUGCUUGUUUUAAAAGAACUGCUGUUUCCAUUUGCCAGUGAUGGUUUAAUUAAUCUGCAUCCAUAUACUUCACUGACUAACUGACCCCAACUCUGUGAGGCCAGAACAGUCCCUUUGGGUAUAAUUCUGAGACUGGGAUAUUCAACAUGUUGAUGCCUUGGCAUUUCUCAUCACUCGACAUCCAUCCAGAGCCCGAUCAGAACCAAGAGCCCGUGUGAUGGAAGAUCUUUUAUGGAUAGAAGGAUCAGAGAAGUGCUGCCUGGCCCCCUCUGGCUCUGCUUGCGGCGGUAAAUAUUCAUUUGAUAAAGAAAGGCUGGUUUUCAUAUAUGUACAAAUAAUUCUGUGUAACAGUAUUUGUGAGUGGACAGAGUCAGACUCUUUAAGUGCCAUUCUGUGUUCUUGCUACUAACUCCAAGUGUGACCUUGGGCGAUUGCCUUAGUUUCCCUAUAUGUAAAAGGGGAUAAGACAGAUCUGCCUCACAAAGCUGCUGUAUACUUUCAUUUAUUCAUGUGGCCAAAGCUCUUUGAGCUCCCCUGCUGCAAGGCCUUGUUACAGAUGUAGGCUGGCAGUCUGAGCCCGAAUAAAGAUCUGAUCCAGCUCCCCUCGAA